ACAGAGCUCUAGAGCUUGUGCAGUCCCAUAUAAGGACAUGCUGAUGAUGUAAUGGGCGCCACAGACUUACUGCGAGUGAGAGUCAGUUUGCAGAGAACUUCUCAUAAUGUUUGGUUUUCCGGAUGGAAUGUCCACAUCACCGGGAAAACAGCCUUUUCCAGGGAUUUUAAAGACGGAAAAAGAACGACUUCUUUGUGCAGACUCAAGCUCUCUUUGAAAGAAGAUACUGCAAAAUCGAGAGAAAAAUGAACGAGCAAUCUCAACUGUAAAAGAGGAGUUAACCAACCUGAAGGAUUUUACCACAACAUUUAAUUGAGGUGGAAGAACAGAAGCGUACAAUCAAGGAUUUGACUGUCCCCAUCAUUCAUAUUGAGAAGGGGCUCCAUCCACUGAUCCACCCAGUGUAGAGGAACAGCUCACAUUUCUGCAACUGCAGCGCUGCUUAACCAAGUUUCCAUGACGGCCCCRAGCCUGUUAACAGAGGUGGAGGUGCUGAGGAAGAGGGUGGUGGAAAUGGAAGGGAAGGACGAGGAGCUGAUACGGAUGGCAGACCAGUGUCGAGACCUUGACCGCAGACUAACAAACGAGACCAGGCACUGUCGUGGCUUAAAGUUUGAGGUGGAUAAGCUCAAUGGCAGAAUCUGUGAAAUGGAGAGGAUGGAGGAAGCUUUGGGCAAAAGCAAACAGGACUGUACUAUUCUGAAGAACAACUUGGAGAAAGAGAGAGAGUACAGCAAGAUGAUGUCUGGGGAACUUGAUGUACUGAGAAUUAGGGUGAGAGAGCUGGAGGCUGUUGAGGGUCGGCUAGAAACAAGUGAAAUGAUUGUUAGACAAGACCUGGGCAAGCUUCGAGCGCUGACUGCGGCUCUGGUGGAGGACAGAAAGAGUAUGGCAGAGAAGCUCCGACAGGCAGAGGAAAAAGUGAGUAAGAAAGAGAGCAAGAAAAAUGAGCAAGGUAAUUUGGCAAUGAUGACAGAGAGGCUGAGAGAGGAAAGGCAGCUGGCACUAAGAUCUAAGGCAGAUUUAGAAGAGAAGAUUAAGGACAUUAUGAAGGAAAAGGAUGAGCUCAGAGACAGACUAAAAACAGAGGAGGAGAGGAACAGGGAGCUGCAGAGUAAAAUAACCACAAUGAAGAAAAAGUUAAACCUCUUUGAGAACAGGAAGGAAAAAGCAGAGAAGUACACAAGCAACACCAGCCAUUUGUGCCAAACUGAGGACAACAAAGUUAAAGAGCUGACUAAAGAGCUUGAUGAGCUGCAGAAGAGACUCCAGAACAAGGASGUAUUGGAGGCAGAACUGCUGAAAGUGGAGGAAGACUUAGAGGCCCUAGAAAGGAGGUUGAAUGAUGAAAGGAGACGGUCACAAGUUUUAACAGAGGAGCUAGAGGAGGCAAAGAAGGAGCUUUCCAGCUACAAGCAUGGAGAAAAAGAAGAGGUCAACAAGGAGCACCUUCUUCUUUGCCAUCUUCAAAAAGAGCAAGUCAAAUCCAGACUCCUAACUAGAGAAAUAGAUACCCUGAAGGAGAAACUCCAGCAGCUGAUGGGGACGGAGGAGUCAAUUUGCAAGGUUCAGAUGGAUCAGUCAACACUGCAGAAAAAACUGAGCCAGCAGGAAGCCAAGAACAACGAGCUGGCCCAGCAGAUGGAGAAAUUGACGAGUGAGCUCAACAGUUAUAGACAAAUCAAGAACUGGACGCCUGGAACCAAUAACCACUUCUCAGAUCUUCAUCAGACCACCAAAGAAGUGCAAACUGAUUCUGGAGAAAGCCUUAUUUCAACUCGCAACAUGCACAUCGAGAGAUUAAGUGAGGUAAACACCGACAAACAUCUAAACCCAAAUACCGAAGAAACAAAUAGAAAAAGCACUCUUGUCAGCAGCAUCGACAACUUMAACACUGCAAAUAACAGCAUGAACAGCCAUCCAGAAGUGGAUAUGCAGCAAACAGUUAACGGAGAGGUGAUGAUGCUGACGCACACACCAGGGCAGCCCUUACAAAUUAAAGUUACACCACAUCACAUGAUCAGCACAGCCACGCUUGAGAUUACCAGCCCUUCUGGAGACACCAGCACUGCCACCAUUCCAACGAGUGGGGCCUCUCCAAAGCAGAGAAUUACCAUCAUUCAGAGCUCGAGUUCACCUGUGGCUAAUCCUAAGAGUCCAUCUUCAAGUCCUGACCGAACCCUUUCCCCGGUCAAUGGAACACCCAUCUCUCGAGUGCUCAGUCCAAAAUCAUCCCGCUCUGCAACACCUGACAACAACUCACCCAUUCAGAUCGUCACGGUCAGGACAUGUUCUCCUGAGCCAACAGACGCUGCAAAUCCAGCCGUCUUCUGCAAGACUCCUGAGCGGUCCAACAGCUGGCAGCGACAAAUGUCCAACAGUAGUGAUACAAGUCCCAGUAUCAUUACAACGGAGGAUAGCAAGAUCCACAUCCAUCUGGGGAGCCCAUAUAGCCACCCUCUAAAUGGUAUGGGCCAAAGCAUCCCGCCGGCUGUUGGGCCGUACUACCUUCGGCAUGAGCAAAGGACUCAAGUAAUUGCCAAUGGAUGUCACGUGAAAGGUGUUGGCAAGAUCACAAGCAGCAUCACCAUCUCCCCUGCUAAUGCUCAUGCCUCACACUCAAACAUCACCGUUAGUGGUCUUUAUGAUUAGCAGCAAAAUGUAAUUUAAUACCUAAAUGAGUAUUUGUUUAUUCUUAUAUAACCAUCAUAGCCUCCCACCAGUGCCUUUGUUAAACCCAUUUACUGCUUCUUAUAACCUUUAAAAAUAUCUUAAUUGCUACUUGUACAACUGUCACUAACUAAAUAUGUAAUGCAUUUAUUGUAAUUGUUUGCUUCAUUAACCAUUAUUUUCUGGCAAAUUAAACUUUUUUUUCCCCCAUUGCA
Poecilia reticulata (guppy) is the source of this 2885-nucleotide messenger RNA. RefSeq names its product filamin A-interacting protein 1-like. The record is from RefSeq and is a predicted model, not a curated record. NCBI's taxonomy places the organism in Eukaryota, Metazoa, Chordata, Actinopteri, Cyprinodontiformes, Poeciliidae.